UUAUAAAUUAAGUGAUAGUUCACUUUUGUUAAAUUUAAUACGCAUGUCCGGUUCUUCUUGUCAUUUUUCUUUUGAUUCUGAAAAUAGAAAGCACGUUUAUUGAAGCAAUUUCCAAUAAAAUAUACCGUAGAUGACUUAUGGCAACAAAAUAAAGCAAUAAUAAAAUUUUGAAAGUGUAAUUACUUUUUUGCACAAAGGAUAAAUUUUUUUAUUUUGGAUUUAUAUUAGAAGGCAGGAAAAUUUUAUUUUGGUUUUAGACAGUUUUAGAGAAAGAGAAGUACUUACCUUAGACAAUUUACGAACGUACAAACUACAUAGAAUGGCAAAUUAUCAAAAAGUUGUAAAAUUUGAUCCACCAUCGUCAGCAUCUUCUGACAGUGAUGACCGUCCCGAUUUAGUGGAUGCACUAUAUAUUGAUACCAUAUUAAAAAUUAAUAAUGGUAGUCAUAAAUUCGGUGAUAACGAAGAAGACGCAAAUGAAUAUUUGAAGUAUUGUUGCCCAGCGUCACCUACGACUGUGCCAGCAAAGACCUCACGUUCAAAUUCGUCCGACUCCCCAGUCAGACCUUUGACGCCAUCACAACGUCCAAUCACACCACAACGACCACGACGACAAAGAACGACAUCAAUGAAUCAAACGACAACGGCUCAUCCAUCUGGCUCUAUUAUACGGUCAAAUAACCGGACUAUAUACACGGCCGGUCGACCACCAUGGUAUAAUUGUGCUGGUCAGCAAGUUGAACCUUUUGUUAUAGGAAUAUGCGGAGGUAGCGCCUCGGGUAAAACCACUGUGGCGCAAAAAAUUAUUGAAAGUUUAGAUGUUCCGUGGGUCACAUUAUUGUCAAUGGAUUGUUUCUACAAGGAUUUAUCAACUGCAAAGGCAAUGAAGUCAAAUUUGUUUUGUUCCAAUUGUGAAAUUCCAGUUAAAUUUAAACAAUUUCCUGGUAGUCAAUUGAUUUUAUGUAAUCAUUGUAAAAUAAUUGCUAAUAAAAGUCAAACAAUUUCAAUAUCAAAUGCAACAAAAUUUAAUAAAGAACCGGAUCUAAUUGGAAAUCAUAGUAAAAAUAAAAAAAAUGGCUACAAAAAUUAUAAAAAUUCACAGGUUUUAAAUGAAAAACAACAUGAUCAAGCCAUAGAAAAUGAAUAUAAUUUUGAUCAUCCCGAUGCUUUUGAUAUUGAUUUAUUGAUUGAUGUACUUAAAAAAUUAAAAGAAGGUCGUAAAGUUGAGGUUCCGGUUUAUAAUUUUGUAACACAUUCAAGAGAAAAUCACACAAAAACAAUGUACGGCGCAAAUGUUAUAAUUUUUGAAGGAAUUUUAGUGUUUCAUAAUCCAGAAGUACUUAAGUUAUUAGAUAUGAAAGUUUUUGUUGAUACUGAUGCUGAUAUUCGUCUAGCAAGAAGAUUAAAGAGAGACAUAUCUCAGCGUGGUAGAGAUCUUGAAGGCGUAUUAAAACAGUAUUCAACAAUGGUGAAACCAAGUUAUGCAAAUUAUAUUGCCCCAUCUAUGAUACAUGCUGAUAUUAUAGUACCAAGGGGUGGUGAAAAUAAAGUAGCCAUACAUUUAAUUGUACAACAUGUUCAUACACAAUUACAAUUGAGAGGUUUUAAGUUACGUGAGACUUUAGCACAUUCAUAUAUAGGACAACCAAUGCCAGAUUCACUUAAUUUAUUACCGUCAACUCCACAAAUUAAGGGUCUUCAUACGUUUAUUAGAAAUAAGAACACAUCACGUGAUGAGUUCAUAUUUUAUUCAAAAAGACUGAUACGUUUAGUUAUUGAAUAUGCUUUAAGUUUAUUUCCAUUUAAAGAUACAACAGUGGAAACACCGCAAGGUGUCCAAUAUCAAGGAAAACGUUUAGCUUGUAAAAAAAUAUGUGGAGUUUCAAUUUUACGUGCUGGUGAAACGAUGGAACAGGCUGUCUGUGAUGUUUUAAAAAAUAUUCGUAUUGGAAAAAUUUUAAUUCAAACAAAUCACACAACUGGUGAACCAGAAUUAUAUUAUUUAAGGUUACCAAAAGAUAUUAAAGAUUAUCAAGUAAUUUUAAUGGAUGCAACAGUUGCAACAGGUGCUGCUGCUUUAAUGGCAAUUAGAGUAUUAUUAGAUCAUGAUGUUCAAGAAUCAAACAUUAUAUUAGUAUCUUUAUUAAUGGCUGAAAUUGGGGUUCAUUCUAUAGCAUAUGCAUUUCCUAAGGUUAAAAUUGUUUCGUCAGCUUUAGAUCCAGAAAUAAACGAUAAAUUUUAUGUUAUACCUGGUAUUGGUAAUUUCGGAGAUCGUUAUUUUGGAACAGAACCAUCUGAAACAGAAAUAUUUUACGACGAUCGUUCUAUUGAUUUUAAAAAUGUAUAAGAAAAUUUUUUUUUAUUUAUUUUGGUCAGUUUUAAGGAUCAUAUUAAAAUUAAAAGUGUUGUUCAUUGUCAAAAAAAAAAAAAAAAUUAAAAAUUAAAUAGAGAAACCUACUAGUUUUUAAGCUAUAAAAGAUGGAAAAAAGAAAUUACAUUAAUUGAAGCUGUUAUUUUAUAUUUUUUUAUUUAAGAUGAUAGUAAAGCAGUACACAAUGGAUUUAUUUUUUAAAUCUAACUUGUAAAAUGCCAAUUAAAAUGUGUAUACAAAAUAAUUUCAUUUUAUCGUUUAUUUAAAAAUGACUAAAAAUACAUACAUAUACAUGUUUAAAUUUGAAUAAAGUGAAUUGUAUUUAAAUAUAAA
This is a messenger RNA of Condylostylus longicornis, 2704 nucleotides long. RefSeq names its product uridine-cytidine kinase-like 1. The record is from RefSeq and is a predicted model, not a curated record. The coding region runs from base 320 to 2347 and encodes 675 amino acids. Gene Ontology annotation, cellular component: cytoplasm. Gene Ontology annotation, molecular function: ATP binding; kinase activity. Lineage: Eukaryota; Metazoa; Arthropoda; Insecta; Diptera; Dolichopodidae. The transcript is spliced from 11 exons.